This is a messenger RNA of Peronospora farinosa, 909 nucleotides long. The record is from the annotation of a GenBank genome assembly. NCBI's taxonomy places the organism in Eukaryota, Oomycota, Peronosporomycetes, Peronosporales, Peronosporaceae.
AUGUUUGACAAGGCCGACGAUGAGCUACAGAUUUUGUUAGAGAUGUUCAAGUACCUCUUACUAGGCGCUAAUGGAGUUCUCUUUAUUAUUGCAGUCUUCGUAUUCUUUACAUCAUCUACAUGUGAAAGUGCCACGUCUUUAUCGACUCCUGUUCAAUUGAAACGGGCAUUACUCGUCACUGCACAUCCCGAUGACGAAAGCAUGUUCUUCCUACCUUUGCUGCAUUCGCUACAAAAGAGACAGAAAAAUAGCACUGACAAGUGGCAGACACACUUAUUGUGUCUUUCUCGGGGUAAUUUUGAUGGACUGGGCAGUAUCCGAGAAAAGGAACUUAAAGCUUGUGCCACGUACAUUGGAUUGUCACUGGAACAUGUCCAAGCUUUAGAAGAUCCCAAGCUUCAAGAUGGUAUGGAAAAUCAAUGGGAGGUGGCCCAUAUUGCUGUUAUUGUAGCAGAUUAUGUGCAAAAGAACGAGAUUGAUGCGGUCUUUACUUUUGAUGACUAUGGAGUGUCGGGUCAUCCAAACCACAUUGCUACAUACAACGGUGUGAAACAAGCUAUUUGUGAGCAACAGGAGAAGUGCAAUACUCUUACAGCUGAGGAUGGAAAAGAGACAAAAGCUGUUCGAGGAUGGGCUUUGGAAAGCACGACUAUUGUACGCAAGUACGUGGGGCUGCUCGAUACGGCAUUGUUGUUUUGGUUGUCACGCCAGCGAGAAGACGAACGACAAUUCGUGUUUGUCUUUAAGCCGCUGUGGAACUACAAUGCGAUGGCACUGCAUCAAAGUCAAUUUGUCUGGUACCGCCGCCUCUUCGUAGCCUUCUCGCGCUACACAUUCAUCAACACCUUCCGUCCGCUGCUGUCAAUUGGCAGUGCUGAGCUUUCGGCAGCGCACAAAAAGACGCAGUAA